AUGACGAUUACAAAACAACCAGAAACCGCUCCUAUUAUACUAGAAGAAAACACCACACAGCUUCAGGACCAGCAGAAAAGCUUUACACAGAAGGUGAUACAAUCAAUACAUGAUUUUAUAAACGGCUCUAAUUUAUCAAUAUUAUAUGCAGCUCUUUUAAUCCUUGCCAACGGCUUUUUAUUCUCCUUUUUGCUUGAGUCUAUUGAUCUAACUCUCAGAAACAUCCUCAGAAUACUAGCCAUCAACCAGCUGAAAGACAGCUCGAGAUUCACUUGGUUUGUGAAUGUCAUAACCUACGGAAUGUACUUUGUGAUAAACAUCCCAGCAAUGCUCUACGUGAGAAGACAGGUCAAACUUCCAAAGAUACUCGACGGAAAAAUAACCCUAGACUCGCUCAGAACAAUCGAGCUGCUGACGUAUGGUCUCAUAUUCAUCAGUGUUCCUCUGAUAAAAGAGUUUGCACUGGGCGCUACUUUGGAGUACUUCUCCAGCUUCUACUACUACAAGCAAGCAGUGAAGGUGGCAAGCAUAGUCAGCUGGAUAGUGCUCGCCUUUGAAGGAUGGGGAAUACUAAGAAACACCGAAAGAUACACUUUCUACCAGACAAAGAACGAAAGUCUUCUUGUGUUCUCUGCCAAUGUGGCAUAUGCUCUGCUGCUGCUCGUAAUACUAGCAGGAUUUGUCUACAUUAAGCUGAUGAACUAUGCAACAGGCAACAUUAUGGUGGGGCUAUAA
This is a messenger RNA of Nematocida minor, 735 nucleotides long. RefSeq lists its product as uncharacterized. The record is from RefSeq and is a predicted model, not a curated record. The transcript has a single exon. Lineage: Eukaryota; Fungi; Microsporidia. The coding region runs from base 1 to 735 and encodes 244 amino acids.